This is a messenger RNA of Spinacia oleracea (spinach), 1574 nucleotides long. RefSeq names its product peroxidase 60. The transcript has 4 exons. The record is from RefSeq and is a predicted model, not a curated record. The coding region runs from base 92 to 1483 and encodes 463 amino acids. Lineage: Eukaryota; Viridiplantae; Streptophyta; Magnoliopsida; Caryophyllales; Amaranthaceae. Gene Ontology annotation, biological process: response to oxidative stress; hydrogen peroxide catabolic process. Gene Ontology annotation, molecular function: heme binding; peroxidase activity.
CUCAAUAUAUUUGAAACAACAAUUAAGAGAAACAAAUCUAGCUAAGUACAUUCUCUAGGUAUUAUUAUACGGAGUAGAGAGAGAAGGUUGAAUGAGUCUUCCAAGUUUAGCUACAUUAUUAGCCAAGACAAUUAGCAUAUGGCUGAUCUUGGUAUUGAGCCAUGUUAUUGAGUGUCAUGGUUCCCGAUUGCCGGAAAGGCGUUCAAGAUUGGGCGACCGGGGUAAGCUCGAUGGUCAACUACGUUCACGUCUAUUGCUUUCGCCGGAAGCCGAUUCUCCAUUUAGUUCUUUUAGUCCAUUUUGGCCCGAAUCUUCUGAUCCUCCAUUUAGUCCAUUUUGGCCCGAAUCUUCUGAUCCUCCAUUUAGUCCAUUUUGGCCCGAAUCUUCUGAUCCUCCAUUUAGUCCAUUUACCCCAUUUAGUCCAAUAAUAAGUCCUACAAAUCCUUCAAUCCCUCCAUCUAGUCCUCCAGUUGAAUCUUCGUCUACUCCAUCAAUAAGCAUUAGUCCUUUGGCUAGUCCUCCAACGCAAUCUUCCACUCCAUCAAUUGAUUCUAAUAGUUCAUCAAAUCCUUCAAGACCUUCAGGUUUGCAAGUUGGAUUCUACAGAGGUCAAUGUCCUAAUAAAAAUGUUGAUGUCGAGGCUACCAUUACGGCCAAAGUCCAACAACAUUUCCUCAAGGAUGAAACUCUUCUCCCCGCUCUCCUUCGUAUGCAAUUUCAUGAUUGUUUUGUCCAUGGGUGUGACGCGUCAAUCCUCAUUGAUGGACCUUCCAGUGAGAAAACCGCGUUACCUAAUUUGAGUGUUAGGGGAUACCAACUUAUUGAUGCUUUGAAAGAUGCAGCAGAAGCCGAAUGUCCGGGCAUUGUUUCAUGUGCCGACAUUAUUGCUAUCGCUACUAAACAACUUAUUAAGCUGGGUGGAGGACAAGAAUAUCCAGUACAAACAGGGAGAAGAGAUGGAGUUGUAUCAGUAUCUCAAGAUGUGAUGCUUCCAAGCCCUUUCGCAUCAGUACAAGAAACUAUUUCAGCCUUCGCUGCUGAAAAUUUUAAUCCUGAAGAAAUGGUUCUUCUCUUUGGUGGUCACACAGUGGGAAAAUCACAUUGUACAUUCUUCCAAGAUCGACUUUACGAAGAUGCUAACCAAUUCGAUCCAAAUAUGGAUGCAGACCUACGUCGACAACUAAGUCUUACUUGCCCUAAAGGCACAACAGCAGACAACUUUGCUUUUCUUGAUCAAAAUACACAAAGCUCAAACAUAUUUGACAAUUCUUUCUUUGAUCAAAUCCUCAAGGGACGAGGAAUCCUCCCAAUCGAUCAAGAAUUAGCUCGCGAUCCUCAAACGAGUGCUUUUGUUCUACAGUUUGCCCGAAAUCCUAACUUAUUCAAUGCUAAAUUCGCGAAUGCUAUGGUUAAAUUGCAAUCCCUUGGUAUCCACACUAGUGAUCAUGGAGAGAUUAGGAAAGUUUGUAGUCAAAUUAACUAAGAUCGAUCUACUUAUAUGUUUCUUGUUCAAGAAUUAGAUUACUAACCAUUGUAUUUGUAUAGCCUCAAUUUCAAAAUUCUUGGGUUUACAA